ACACGUGAUAACACAGUAAAUCAUAAAUUUAAAAUAGAGUUGAUUAGUCUUAAACAAACUUAAAGGAUGAGUAAAAAAGUCUAAACCAAUAUAUUUGACCGGUUUCCGCGUUCUCUUUACUUUUCAUGUUCUUGAAGAAAACCACAAAAUUGGAGUGAUGUGUAUUCUGAUUGUUGAGAGAGUUUGAGUCCCUUGAACCCGACUCAUACUAGGUGGUAUCAGAGCCCAGUUCAUAAUGCAAGAAGAGAAGAACUUACAGAUCUGGAGCGUAUUAUAAAGUUUCCUGAAGGUUGGUUGUGCUGCAGAAAAUUCUAUACCUGCAAUGGCGAAGGAGUUUCGAAGAAAUCAAUCCAUGAUUGAUCCAAAAUAUAUAGCGUAAUUGAAUGAGUAUGUCGAAAGGAGAAAGAAGCUAGUCAACACUAGUCUUUGGAAGGAUAUGCAAGAGACAUUGGCUACCUUGACGAUGGCGCUCCAGAAAGAAGAGACCGUGUCGAAACCAAUGGGGUUUCAAGUGUCGCAGCCGUCCCUCCGGGGGUCCGAAGUCGUCGCGUCGGCGUUUUUGGGAGUCGCCAUCGAUCUUACUUGGAGUGGAUCGAACACUCUUCGAAUCGGCUCUAACCUUAGUGUCAGAACCGAGAUAUGGUCUGCGGUUAAAAGAUUUGGGUUCGGGAGUACGAUUACGUGCGGGGAAGUGAAAUCACACCCCACAACGCCCUAAAUCGGUACUACUUAAGUCGAUAAGUUUUUAUAUGUGUUGGGUGUAUUUUUAGUAAUAUUUUUGUAAUUUUAGGGUCCCACUGGACCAUUUAAUGAUUUUAUCGUAUUAGUUUAUUAUUAGGUAUUUUAGGUAUUUUAGGGGCCUUACCAGACCACUAAAGAAAUUAAAUCGUAUUAAUUGUAAUUUAAUCAUACGCCCACUGACGUAAAAAUUAAAAAUGGAAUUAAUUGGUUAGUUGGACUCGAACCUUAUCGGUUGCCUACGUACCCGUUAGACGGGAUCAAAGUCCACGUAGUUCGUUGUAACUUUGAUAGUUUAAUUGUAUGACUUUUACCACGUUCCACUGAACGUAAUUUUCCUAUUAUAAUUUUGUUAAUAAAACUUCAUUUAGAUGAUUAUGAGAUUAUGACAAAAAAAUGCAAGGAUUUUAGUUAUUAGGAAGUAUUUUUGACGUAUUAUAAAAGAAACAAGAGGAACUUAAUCUGCAUUCAACAUUUCGUAUUAAGGGCUUUAAACAAAUAUAAUCAAACGGGAUGGUUACAUUAAUGCAUGAUGGGCCAGCAGCCCAACUGGUAAACUCCCUGGAGUUUGUUUCGCACGAGAAGGUAGCGGGUUUGACCCCCACUCACUACCUCUGUUUUUCCUUCUUUUUUUUACAGACUCGAGGAGGGCAUUUUAGUCUUUAGCGAGUCCAGUAUAAAUUUCCUUCGUAGAAACCCUAGACGACUCAAAACAGCCGCCUCUCACUCACUCUCUCUCUCUCUCGAUUCUUCCUCUCUGCUUCACUUUCGUUUGCUUCUCCGCCGAACCAAAAACCAGAAACCAUCUGGUUUCUAGGCUGGAACCGCCACACCUCCUCUUCUCCUCCUCGCUCUCGUUUUCCCCUGCGUCUCUAUCUUUCGUUCUUUUCUGGUAAAAACGACUCCUCUCCUCGAGCCACCACUAGAAAAACGACCCGAUAUCAGAAGAAACUCCCUCGAAGCUUCUCCUUUGGCUCAUCGCCGGCCUCGAAACGCGACCUAAGAGCCUCAAAUUGAACGAAAUCGUGUCUAUUGAGGUAUGAUUUGGCUUGCAUGUGCGUUUAUUUGACGAUUUUUGGUUUGAAUUCGUUUCUGACCUUCUCAUUUUGGUUUUUCUUUUGGUUAUCUUUUGGAUUCGAGGAGGGGAGAGUGAGGGAACCUUCAGCGGCUAGGGUCUCCGACGGCAAGGCUCCACCGGUGAUGUUUUGACGACGGCGACGACAUGUGAGAUUUGAAUUUCAGUGAUUUUAUUUUUGGUUUAAUCUCCUCAAUCGAUUCUGACCUCUACUUUUGUUUUGAUGUAGGUUUUAGAAGCGGAUAGAUCUAGAUGACGUAUCUCUAAACUCAUGGUUUCCAGGCUGGGUUUUUCGAUCAGUUAGGUCGUCCAAGGUUAGUUUUGUAUUGUUCGGCUGGUGUGACCUUAAAGGUUUGAGUCCGAAUUCCCUACUGGGAUUAUCUAUCCAUUUUUAUAAUAGUCAAGAAAUUACCUGCUUUGUUAGAUGCUACAACUUAAAUGAUUCUGGAAUAACCAAAACAAUAGCCACUGGUAAUGAUUUUGGAUUGAAAAAGAAACUUUUGUUCUAUUUUGGUGUAGGUUGGACGACAAUGGAGAUUUAGAUGAAGUGAUUCUGCCCCUAGCUAGCAAUGAUUUCGAUUUUAAAACUAAGUUAAAUUGUUUGAUUCAUUAUUGAUUUAGACCAAUAUUCACAGCUACUGCUCGUGACUUUGGGUAAAAAAAACAAAUUUCUAAUCUAAGUCUGAGAUUGGCUUUAAGUGUAGAUGCUUGAACUCCAAUUUAGGUGCAGCCUAUUGUCGAUUAUACGAAUAUCUGCUUGUUCCAGCUAGGUUUGGCAACAGUUUUAAAAAGGAGAAAUAAGAAGCUUUUGUUAAGUUUGUUAAUUGAAAGUGUCUUACAAUAGCCUUGGUCACAGCCACUGAUGUUACUGAAUCUAAAAUCAAUUGAGUUUGCCAUAACUCGUUUCUUAUAAUGUCUAGUUUACUUUGAGCAGAAACAUGUAUUCAAAGGUAUAGUAAAGUCAGAUCUAACACAUGUUUGCAGUAAAGAACAUAGAUAAUUCAAAUCUAACACAAGUAAAUGCCAUUAAAUGGGCAUAAAUAUAUCGGAUCUGAAUGCAAGCAACAAACUGGUUUGGUUUUGUUGAAUCUUAGAUUAGCAAAUUCGUAAUAAGAUUCAGAGUUUCGA
Linum trigynum is the source of this 2941-nucleotide messenger RNA. The record is from the annotation of a GenBank genome assembly. Lineage: Eukaryota; Viridiplantae; Streptophyta; Magnoliopsida; Malpighiales; Linaceae.